AACAGACAUGGGAAAAUUAAGCUCUAAAAAAGUACUUACCACUCUCUUCCUUGUUCAGUUCUCGUGUGUUGUUGCUUCUACCACUUCUACUGAAGAGACAAAUGCUCUCCUAAGAUGGAAAGCUAGCUUUACAAACCAAACACAAUCUCGGUUAACUUCUUGGACUCUGCUUUCUCCUAAUGCCGCCAACUCUAAGCCACUCACAACCCCAUGUUCUUGGCUUGGAAUUUCAUGCAAUUUAGCUGGAAGUGUCAUCAAAAUAAACCUUACCAGUUUCGGUUUAAAUGGUACGUUGUAUGAGUUUUCAGCCUCUUCUUUCCCUCAUCUUAAAUAUGUUGAUCUUGCAGUAAAUUCACUCUUCGGUGUUAUUCCAUCUCAUAUUGGUAACCUAUCAGAGCUCAUUUAUCUUGAUCUAUCCUUUAAUUAUUUCUCUGGAAAAAUCCCACCUGAAAUUGGUCUCCUAACAAAUCUUCAAAUCCUGCACCUUGAUGAAAACCAACUGAAUGGCACAAUUCCAUCUGAAAUUGGUCAAUGUCGAUCUCUUAAUGAGCUUGCCUUGUGUAGCAACAGUCUAGAAGGUCAAAUUCCUACUUCUCUUGGUAAUCUGAACAACCUAGUAAGGUUAUAUCUCUAUAAUAAUUCGCUUUCAGGUUCUAUUCCUACAGAAAUGGGAAAUUUAACCAAUUUGAUGGAACUUUACAUGGAUGUCAACCAUCUUACGGGCCUCAUUCCUUCCAAUUUUGGAAAUUUUACGAAGCUUAUUGUGUUGUAUGCCUUUGACAAUCAACUUUCUGGUCCUAUUCCUGAAGAAUUAGGAAAUUUGAAAUGCCUCGAAUGUCUAAGCCUUCAGACAAACAAUCUUUCUGGUUCUAUUCCAACAUCAUUGGGCAAGUUGACAAACCUCACCUUACUUCAUCUCUAUAGAAAUCAGCUUUCUGGUCCCAUUCCUGAAGAGCUUGGAAAUUUGAAAUCUCUCACAGAUCUAGAGUUGAGUGUAAACCAAUUAAAUGGUUCACUCCCUGCUUCUUUGGGCAAUUUGAGUAAUUUAGAAAUAUUAUAUCUUCGCCAAAACCAACUUUCCGGAUCCAUUCCUCAAGAAAUGGGAAAUCUCAUGAAAUUGUCAGUAUUGCAACUAGACACAAACCAGUUUACUGGUCCUCUGCCCAACAUUUGCCAAGGUGGUUCACUUACAAACUUCUCUGCAAACAACAAUAAUCUCGCAGGAAACAUCCCCAAAAGCUUCAAAAACUGCACAAGCUUGGUAAGAGUCAAUCUUGAAUUCAACCAACUCACUGGAAAUUUAGAUGCAGAGUUUGGUAUCUAUCCAAAACUGAGCUUUAUAGACAUAAGCCAUAACAAAUUCUAUGGUGAAAUAUCAUCUAAAUGGGGAAGUUGUCCAAAUUUAACUGCCUUACUCAUGGCGAGGAACAACAUCACUGGAAACAUACCGCGAGAGAUUGGAAAUGCAACUCAGCUACAAUCACUUGAUCUUUCUUCCAACAGUUUAGUUGGGGAGAUUCCAAAGACUUUGGGAAAGUUGACUUUUCUUACAAAGGUCAACUUCAGUGACAAUCAACUUUCCGGUGUCAUGCCUCCAGAAAUUGGGCUACUGACUAAUCUUGAGUCUUUGGACUUGUCCUCAAACAAAUUAAGCCAGGCAAUACCGAAAGAUCUAGGAAACUUGGUCAAGCUGCACUAUCUGAAUUUGAGCAACAACAAAUUUAGCCAAGAAAUUCCAGCUCAGUUCGAGAAUUUAUUUCACUUGUCUCAGUUAGAUUUGAGUCAUAAUUCUCUCGGAGGAGAGAUACCAUCACAAAUGAGCCAUUUGGAGAGCCUGGAGCUGCUAAAUCUCUCCCACAAUUCUCUUACCAGUUCCAUUCCGAACAGUUUUGAGGAAAUGAGAGGUCUGUUGUAUGUUGACGUAUCCUACAAUCAGUUGAAGGGCCCUAUUCCUGAGAACAAAGCAUUUCAAGAUGCUACUAUGUUACAAGGGAACAAGGGAUUGUGCGGUAAUGUUCAGGGAUUCCCACCAUGCAUAUCUCCUAUCACUUUCAAACAUAAAAAUGGAAAGGUCAAAAAAUUGGUGUUAUCAAUUAUAUUCCUUUUUUUGGGAGUUCUUUUACUUGCACUCGGGGUUUACUUAAUCUUGCAGAAAAUAAGGAAAAAGAAACUAGUUGGACAAAGCAGUGAGGAGGAUGUAGAGUUUUUCUCUGUGUUAACUGUUGAUGGAAGAAUUUUGUACAAACAAAUCAUGGAUUCAACCAAAGCUUUUGAUACUAGGUACUGUAUUGGGAAAGGAGGAUACAGUAGUGUUUAUAAGGCCAAGCUGCCAUCAGGUAGCAUAGUAGCUGUUAAAAAACUUCACCCGUUUCCAAAUGUUGAAAUAACACAUCAAAAGGAGUUUUUGAAUGAGGUCAAGACUUUAACAGAGAUACGACACCGGAACAUUGUAAAGUUGCAUGGCUUUUGUUCAAACCAGCAACACUCUUUUUUGAUUUAUGAGUACCUUGAAAGGGGUAGUUUGGCCACAAUCUUGAGCAAAGAAGAAACCGCUAAAGAAUUGAAUUGGUUCAAGAGGGUGAAUAUCGUCAGGGAUGUGGCUCAUGCACUGUCUUACAUGCAUCAUAAUUGCUCUAUUUCGAUUGUUCAUCGAGACAUAUCAAGCAACAACAUUUUGCUUGACAAGGAAUAUGUGGCUCAUGUUUCAGAUUUUGGCACUGCUAAGUUGUUGAAGAGAGACUCAUCCAAUUGGACCGAACUUGCUGGCACAUAUGGAUACAUUGCACCAGAGCUCGCUUAUACAAUGGAAGUUACAGAAAAAUGCGAUGUGUAUAGCUUUGGAGUGAUAGCAAUAGAAGUGAUUAAAGGAAAGCAUCCAGGCGAUAUAAUCUCUGCUCUAUUGUCCCAUUUAACAAGUGAGAGCAUGCUGGUGAAAGAUAUUCUGGACCAACGACUUCCACUUCCUCCUCCUGAAGUUGAGGAACAAGUGAUGACCAUUAUCAAGCUAGCAACUGCUUGCUUACAUGUCAAUCCACAAUCUAGGCCAUCCAUGGACAUGAUUUCCAAGAUGUUAGAUCAGUUCUAUAGCCCUUUACACUAUUAAAUCCGGAUAAAUAAAUUGUAUUGUAAAAGGUUAGGAGCAAGUAGAGGAAAUGUGAGGUAAAAGCAACUGCUUCCACACAGUAAGUGUUGCCUAGUUUGUAAGGUAUUUAUAUAUUUCUUCAAGUAAUAAAUGCUUACAAAUAAA
This is a messenger RNA of Mangifera indica (mango), 3247 nucleotides long. Its product is annotated as MDIS1-interacting receptor like kinase 2-like. Lineage: Eukaryota; Viridiplantae; Streptophyta; Magnoliopsida; Sapindales; Anacardiaceae. Gene Ontology annotation, molecular function: protein kinase activity; protein binding; ATP binding. Gene Ontology annotation, biological process: protein phosphorylation. The record is from RefSeq and is a predicted model, not a curated record. The transcript is spliced from 2 exons. The coding region runs from base 8 to 3103 and encodes 1031 amino acids.